ACAGUCAUGCACCAAGGGGAGCAGACCCCUAUUGUGUUUACGGCAGCCCUAGGCUUGCUGGCCCUGGUCGCAUACUAUGUGCUUAACAACCUCUAUUACCGUUACGUCCAUCCGUUAUCAUCCUUUCCAGGCCCUGCAAAGGCUGCUUCGUCGAGCAGCUGGAUAUAUAGAAUCAAUGAGAAUGGGUUUCCGGAGGAGGAACUUGAGAGGCUUCAUGAACAAUAUCGUUCGUUCAAUAACCGGAUCCGGCCCGUGCACUUUAUGAUCACUAACUCAUCUCCAGGAACAAAUGCAUUGCGAAUCGGACCAAAUGAGCUUCAUAUAAGUGAUGUCUCGAAAUACAAGAUUAUCUACAGCCAGGCCAAUCCGUUCCCCAAAUGGGGUCGAUUCUACGAAGCAUUCAACUCCCCUCACACGGUAUUUACCGAGAUCGAUGCAAAGAUGCAUAAGGAGCGUCGUCGGCUUCUGAGCCCCGUAUUUUCCCGGGCCGGGGUCUUCAAACUCGAGCCUAUGAUCCAUGACAAAGUGCAGACUAUGGUGAACAAGAUCGACCGCCUACGGGAUUCGACCUAUGUCAAUGUAUAUGAUGCAUUCAGAUGUCUUACGACGGAGGUUAUUACAGAAUUUGCCUUUGCCAGGUCAGCGAAUAUGCUAGAGGAGCAUGACACUGGCUUCGAGUCUUGGUUCCUUACUGCAUUCGAUGCUGUUGCGAACAGUUUAUGGAAGUUGCAGGAAUUUCCUCUUUUGAGAAAAGUUGCCGGGCGUCUGCCUGACAAACUGGUAGCAAGCAUUGAUCCACAGCUUGUGAAUGUUUUUCGAAUGCUCAAGUAUGCUGAAACUUGCGUCAAUCAUUACGAAAUCCACGGCAAUACCACUUCACACCCAGUCGUGUUCGAUAACCUCUCCUCUUUACCUUACCAGCAUAAGGUCACGGAGGCUGUGGAUAUUUUGAUUGCAGGAGCCGAUACAACAGCUUCCACCUUGACAGCUGGAAUGAUCCAUAUACUUUCUAACCCGGAAAUCCACGCCAAGUUGGUUGAUGCUUUGGGUGGUGUAGGUGCAGGUCGCGGUAAUCCGCAGGCUUUUCAGCUGCUUGAGCUGGAAAAGAUUGAUUACUUGACGGCCUGUGUCAAAGAAUCCCUACGAAUUGGCAUGGCAGUUCCCGGACGCUUACCACGAGUCGUGCCCCAUAACCUCGCCCAACCGUUCAUUGUUGACGACAAAAUUGUCCCUCCUGGAUCAAUUGUGUCUAUUUCCGCGUAUACGAUGCACACCAGCCAGGAAAUAUGGGGUCCAGAUGCACGAUCAUUCAAUCCCGAUCGCUGGUUAGGGCACGAGUCAAAGUCUCUGGAUCAGUACCUCUGCACUUUUUCCAAAGGUGCCCGAAUGUGCAUUGGCCAGAAUGUAGCAUUUGCCGAGAUUACCAUAGUGCUGGCUUAUCUCUUCCGAACUUUUAAAGUCUCUUUGCCCCCUGACUUCCAGGCUCCGCAUAGAAGGGAUUUGUUCACGAUGGAAUAUUCAGCGCCAGGCUUGCCGCUAAAAUUCAUGGCUCCUUAA
Messenger RNA from Penicillium hordei, 1557 nucleotides. Its product is annotated as cytochrome P450. The record is from RefSeq and is a predicted model, not a curated record. Lineage: Eukaryota; Fungi; Ascomycota; Eurotiomycetes; Eurotiales; Aspergillaceae. Gene Ontology annotation, molecular function: monooxygenase activity; heme binding; iron ion binding. The transcript is spliced from 6 exons. The annotation marks the transcript as partial.